ACAAAAAAAUCUGAUUAUUUUUACGACCCUGAAUACUAGAUGCUACUGUAUAUAUUUAUUAUCCAAAACAAUAUUAAUUACCUGUCAGCAGUUUCUCACAAUAUGAUAUUAAUCCCUGCACUUGAUUACUGAUUGAUACACUUUGAUGUCCCACUAAAUGUUCAUUUUGUCUGAUAUAAAUACCCAUGACUUUGUCUGGUGUUUACGUGCAGAACCAUGUGAUUAUUCUGUACGUUUAAAAAAAAAUGGUACACAGUAUAAGGAUGCCCAUUAACAGAACAUACAUAUAUCAUACUCCCGUCACACUCCCGUCCUCCAUAACCUCCACUGGCUCCCCGUCCCACAACGCAUCCACUUCCAGAUCCUCCUCAUCACCCACAAAGCCCUCAACAACCAGAUCCUCCUCCUACCUCACAGACCUGCUGCACUGCAGCGCCACACCCCUUCACGCUGCCUCCACUCAUCAGAAGCCAACCUCCUUUCCAUCCCCACCCGCACCGAACCUGGGGGGACAGAGCCUUAUCCGUCGCUGCCCCCCUCCCUCUGGAACUCACUCCCCCAACCCAUCAGAGACUGCACUGACCUCACCGCCUUCAAGAAACUUCAAACUGGCUUUUAAUGUGUGAUUUUUGAUACUUUGCUCGAUUUUAAUCUGACUUUAUUUAUUGUUGUCUUUUUUUAUGUACCUCUGUAAAGCAAGCACCUGAAAAAGCGCUUAUAAAAUACAUGUAUUAUUAUUAUAGUUACUAUUCAUAGCUCAGUUUAUCAUGUUAUAUGGACAUUACCUACAGUGUUAUUUUCUAUUUUAUAGACUCCAAACUAAACUACAUAACAAUUAUAUGAAGUAUAACUCUAUGAACACUAUGUACAUUAAUUCAAGUCCCCUUUGACACAUUUCCAUCUGAUAUUUUAUUGGCAACACACUCACUAAAUCCUCCCAGUAGGCAUGUUGGGACCCGACUAGAACUGGGGUCCCUGAGGGCCUCAACUCUGCAUACUCACUGAAACCCAAGAAUACCCUUGAACAGGAUAAAAGCCACUGGUGGAAAGCCACCCUCCAGAAACUGCAAGGAGAAUAUCCAAGAUACUACAGGUUUCUAAAUCGAGGACAUGGAGCUGAAGGUGAUGUGUCUUCUGACCCUCCUGGAACUCUUGUUUGUGGAGCCAGGGUUUGGACAGAGAGGCGACAUUGAUAUCAUUGAGUUGAUGAAGGAUAAACUGGAACUUAUCAAGAAAUUGGAUGAAAAACUUAAAGGGGUAGAAGGACGGCAGAAUGAUUUUGAAGCUCUGGAGGCCAAGCUCAACGCGACUGUGGACGAGGUGACGAGACAGAAGGCUGAAGUGGACAAACUGAAGAAAGAGAAUGAAGGCUUGCAAAUGAGACUGAAUGCCACAGACGAGGAGAUUGAUAAGCUAAAACAGAACAGUGCUAAAGGUGGCCCUCAGAUCGCAUUCUCUGCCUCUUUGUCAAACUUUGGAGAGAUUUACAAAGGACCCUGCACCGACAAGGCCCUGAUUUUCAAAAGGGUCUUCUCAAACACUGGCAAUGGUUAUGACCCAAAUACAGGAAUCUUCACAGCACCAGUGAAUGGUCUCUACUUCUUAAGCUUCAGUACCUAUGGCUACAACACACAUGUAAUGGGGGCCAUAUUGAUGAAGAAUGGCGUGAGUCAAAUUUCAACCUACGAGUACCCUUCAUCCGACGGCUCGGACAGUGGCAGUAAUGCUGUUGUGCUGCAGUUGGCUGCUGGUGACAAGGUGUACAUGGAGCUGUGGGAUAACGGCAGAGUGUUCGACAACAUGAACGGACACACAACCUUCAGUGGAUUUCUUCUCUUCCCUGUGUAAAGGAUAAGAAACAAAGCAUUGUGUCGUGGUUUUAAACUGAAGAGAUGCAAAGCAUAGGGCAGACAAUCUUUGAGUGAAAAAAACCCACAAAAAUACCUGCACGUUUGUAAUCUUCAAGAACAUUUUAUUGAAACUGUUAAUAAACUUACUU
Eleginops maclovinus (Patagonian blennie) is the source of this 1999-nucleotide messenger RNA. It is a transcript of the gene cbln11, whose product is annotated as cerebellin 11. The record is from RefSeq and is a predicted model, not a curated record. The coding region runs from base 1111 to 1848 and encodes 245 amino acids. NCBI's taxonomy places the organism in Eukaryota, Metazoa, Chordata, Actinopteri, Perciformes, Eleginopidae. Gene Ontology annotation, molecular function: protein binding. The transcript is spliced from 4 exons.